GUGCUCGCUGUAGUUUGUUAUAAAGUGUUCGGAAACCGGAAGUCCCGCCCUUUUCAUCUCCAAUACGACAGGCAGGCUUCAGUCUGCUGAAACGGCAGCAUGCCACGCAAAAUUGAAGAAAUUAAGGAUUUCCUGCUGACGGCCAGGAGGAAGGAUGCCAAAUCUGUAAAGAUCAAGAAGAACAAGGACAAUGUCAAGUUCAAGGUUCGCUGCAGCAGAUACUUGUACACUCUGGUCAUCACAGACAAGGAGAAGGCUGAGAAGCUCAAGCAGUCACUGCCCCCUGGUCUGGCUGUGAAGGAGCUGAAGUAAAGCUGCCAUGUACAUUUAAUUGUAAUAAAAAUUGGAAAACUAAA
Messenger RNA from Synchiropus splendidus (mandarinfish), 356 nucleotides. It is a transcript of the gene rpl38, whose product is annotated as ribosomal protein L38. The record is from RefSeq and is a predicted model, not a curated record. Gene Ontology annotation, biological process: translation; protein-RNA complex assembly. The transcript has 5 exons. Bases 100 to 312 code for a protein of 70 amino acids. Lineage: Eukaryota; Metazoa; Chordata; Actinopteri; Syngnathiformes; Callionymidae. Gene Ontology annotation, cellular component: cytosolic large ribosomal subunit; ribosome. Gene Ontology annotation, molecular function: structural constituent of ribosome.